AUGUUGGAAGAAGGAAAUAAUGUUUACGAGAUCCAGGAUUUGGAGAAGAGCUCUCCCGUAAUAGGCUCGAGCCUGGAAAACGAGAAGAAGGCAGCCACUUCUGAAAUUUUUACCGCUACCUCUGAAGAUGACCAACAAUACAUAGUUGAAUCAUCAGAGGCUACAACAUUGUCAUACUUUCAAAGGAUUUUUUCCAGUUUAAAUGCUGAGACAAAGGGUGUUGAACCAAUUACAGAGGAUGAGAAAACUGACGACUCUAUACUGAAUGCGGCAUCCAUGUGGUUUUCGGCCAAUAUGGUUAUUGCAUCAUAUGCCCUAGGUGCCUUGGGUCCCAUGGUCUUCGGUCUUAAUUUUGGCCAAAGUGUUUUGGUCAUCAUUUUUUUCAACAUAAUAGGUUUGGUAUCUGUGGCUUUCUUUUCAGUUUUCGGUGCCGAAUUGGGGCUGAGACAGAUGAUUCUUUCCAGGUACCUGGUUGGGAAUGUCACGGCAAGAAUUUUUUCUUUUAUUAAUGUUAUCGCCUGUGUUGGUUGGGGUAUUGUGAAUACCUCAGUUUCCGCGCAACUUCUGAAUAUGGUGAAUGAAGGUUCCGGCCAUGUCUGCCCUAUUUGGGCUGGUUGUGUGAUCAUUAUUGGUGGUACUGUGCUUGUGACUUUCUUUGGUUACAGAGUCAUCCACACAUACGAAAAAUGGUCGUGGGUGCCUAAUUUUGCCGUCUUUUUAGUCAUUAUUGCUCAACUAUCUCGGUCAGGGAAGUUCAAGGGCGGUGAAUGGAUAGGUGGCCCCACUACCGCAGGUAGUGUUCUUUCCUUUGGCUCCUCUAUUUAUGGGUUUGCUGCAGGUUGGACAACUUAUGCCGCUGACUACACUGUCUAUAUGCCGAAGAGGACCAACAAAUACAAGAUUUUUUUUUCCCUGGUUGCCGGUCUAGCAUUCCCUCUAUUUUUCACUAUGAUCCUUGGUGCUGCCUCUGCUAUGGCUGCUCUUAAUGACCCAACCUGGAAGGCAUACUAUGAUAAAAAUGCUAUGGGUGGUGUGAUAUAUGCUAUCUUAGUUCCCAACUCUCUAAACGGGUUUGGUCAAUUUUGUUGUGUCUUGUUGGCUUUGUCUACUAUUGCCAAUAACAUUCCAAACAUGUAUACCGUGGCUUUAUCCGCCCAAGCGUUAUGGGCACCAUUGGCCAAGGUACCAAGAGUUAUCUGGACAAUGGCAGGUAAUGCUGCAACUUUAGGUAUUUCCAUUCCUGCAACCUAUUACUUUGAUGGAUUCAUGGAGAAUUUUAUGGACUCCAUCGGUUAUUACCUGGCUAUCUACAUUGCUAUUGCAUGCUCAGAGCAUUUCAUCUACAGACGUUCGUUUAGUGCUUACAAAGUCGAAGACUGGGACAACUGGAAUGGUCUACCUAUUGGUAUUGCGGGUACUGCUGCCUUGAUCGUUGGUGCCUUCGGUGUUGCGUUGGGUAUGAGCCAAACAUACUGGAUUGGCGAAAUUGGUCGUCUAAUUGGUGACUAUGGUGGUGAUAUUGGGUUCGAAUUGGGUGCAAGUUGGGCCUUCAUCAUUUACAACAUUUUAAGACCUCUAGAAAUCAAAUACUACGGCCGUUAG
Saccharomyces kudriavzevii IFO 1802 is the source of this 1602-nucleotide messenger RNA. It is a transcript of the gene FCY2, whose product is annotated as purine-cytosine permease. Gene Ontology annotation, biological process: cytosine transport; transmembrane transport. NCBI's taxonomy places the organism in Eukaryota, Fungi, Ascomycota, Saccharomycetes, Saccharomycetales, Saccharomycetaceae. Gene Ontology annotation, molecular function: nucleobase transmembrane transporter activity. The transcript has a single exon. Bases 1 to 1602 code for a protein of 533 amino acids. The record is from RefSeq and is a predicted model, not a curated record. Gene Ontology annotation, cellular component: plasma membrane; fungal-type vacuole membrane.